AUGCCUCUCCGACCCAAUGCGCGCGUGCUGCGCGACAUGUCGAAGCGACAGGCGGUGACCUCCCACGAGCUGCUUCGUCGCGCGUUCAAGUUCGUGGCUCGGAACACGACCCUGCCUUUCCGGGUCAGACAUCAGGCACAGCUUCAGCUCAACCAGUUCCCGCCAAAAAGCAGACCGACGAUGGUCAAGGAACGGUGUAUUGAGACGGGAAGGGGUCGGGGUAUCAUUACCGAAUUUGGUCUUUGCCGGUAUCAAUUUCGACAAAAGGCGCUUGCUGGGGAGAUUGCUGGCGUCCAUAAAGCGUCUUGGUAG
Messenger RNA from Acaromyces ingoldii, 312 nucleotides. Its product is annotated as glucocorticoid receptor-like (DNA-binding domain). Gene Ontology annotation, molecular function: structural constituent of ribosome. Lineage: Eukaryota; Fungi; Basidiomycota; Exobasidiomycetes; Exobasidiales; Cryptobasidiaceae. The record is from RefSeq and is a predicted model, not a curated record. The transcript is spliced from 3 exons. Gene Ontology annotation, biological process: translation. Bases 1 to 312 code for a protein of 103 amino acids. Gene Ontology annotation, cellular component: ribosome; mitochondrial small ribosomal subunit.